Trichomonas vaginalis G3 is the source of this 627-nucleotide messenger RNA. Its product is annotated as keratin-associated protein family. The annotation marks the transcript as partial. The record is from RefSeq and is a predicted model, not a curated record. The transcript has a single exon. NCBI's taxonomy places the organism in Eukaryota, Parabasalia, Trichomonadida, Trichomonadidae.
AUGAACAAAGUUUUGAAAUCUCAUAAACACAGCAUCUCCGAUAUAAAUGAACUUCAAGCUACAUUAGACAGUAAAGCCGACAAGAACCAUACACAUAAAUCCUUCACUACUGUUAGAGCAGACGACAUAAUAUUGAACUUUGACCUUGGUUCAAGUGCACCUUUAGAGAAUCCAAGUACAAGCGUAAAAGAUACUCUUAACAAUUUAGAUAAGAGUUGCAGGAAUAUCGAAGAUCAUGCCAGAAACUUUGAAGCAUAUGAACUACCAACAAUGUUAGAUAAGAAAGCUGACAAGAACCAUACACAUAAAUCCUUCACUACUGUUAGAGCAGACGACAUAAUAUUGAACUUUGACCUUGGUUCAAGUGCACCUUUAGAGAAUCCAAGUACAAGCGUAAAAGAUACUCUUAACAAUUUAGAUAAGAGUUGCAGGAAUAUCGAAGAUCAUGCCAGAAACUUUGAAGCAUAUGAACUACCAACAAUGUUAGAUAAGAAAGCAGACAAAACAGAGCUUCAAACAUUAAAGACAGAAAUACUUCAAACAUUAUAUCCCAUUGGUUCUAUUUAUACGUCAAUGAACUCAACAAAUCCAGAAACAGUUUUAGGUUUUGGUACAUGGCAGCAGAUU